Xyrichtys novacula (pearly razorfish) is the source of this 390-nucleotide messenger RNA. The record is from the annotation of a GenBank genome assembly. Lineage: Eukaryota; Metazoa; Chordata; Actinopteri; Labriformes; Labridae.
AUGGCGUCAGAAUCCAAAACCACAGAUGAAAUGAAGCAUGAUGCAAGCCCGCCACCACGUUCAUCGUCUGCAAAGCCUUCGGUUCACUCAAGAGCCAGCUCAAAACGCUCGUCCUCUUCAAGAUCUUCUGUCAUGGAGGCUGCCGCCAAAGCAAGGGCUACAGCUGAAGCAGCGCUCACCAAGGCAUCUUAUGCUAAGCGACAGUUAGAAAUGAAAAAGGAGAGAGCUAAGCUAGAUUUACAAAAGGCUGCAUUAGAAGCAGAUUUGGAGGCGUUGGCAUAUGAAAGGGAAGCAGAGGCAGCGCGGGUCGAAGCUGAAGUCUUAGAAGCAGCUGUAGCUAUGGGGAAUGACGAUGUACAAAGCCUAAGAAGUGUGGUUUCGCCCAAGUGA